GCCAGAUCCUUUUAGAAACUUUUUUUUCCUCUCUUUUCUCAACCAAAAAGAUUUUAUUACAUUAAAAAAUGGGUGGAGCUAAAGCAAAGACUUACAUGGGCUGGUGGGGCCAUAUGGGUGGACCUACCCAAAGAGGUGUUGUUACCUACCUUUUAUCUCCCUUUGAACAAAAGCCUUUUGCAGGUGCUGCCCACAACGCUGUUUUCAACACUGCUCGCCGUGUCACCUCUCAAGUUCCUUACGUUGGUGUCGCCUUUGGUCUCGGUUACUUUAUCUACACUAGCGCUAAGAGCAGACAUGCUUACCUCACUUCUAAGGCUGGCCAUGCUGCUGAAGGUGGUGAUCAUUAGAUUGAAUGCAAUUAAUAUACGCAGACAUACAUACACAGACACAUACACAAACGCACACACAUACACAAACGCACACACUGUAUACGCAGCACCAAGCAAUAAAAAAAUUAUCGAUCUA
This is a messenger RNA of Gilbertella persicaria, 468 nucleotides long. Its product is annotated as UcrQ family protein. The coding region runs from base 69 to 350 and encodes 93 amino acids. Gene Ontology annotation, biological process: mitochondrial electron transport, ubiquinol to cytochrome c. The record is from RefSeq and is a predicted model, not a curated record. NCBI's taxonomy places the organism in Eukaryota, Fungi, Mucoromycota, Mucoromycetes, Mucorales, Choanephoraceae. The transcript is spliced from 4 exons.